Molecule: messenger RNA, 1161 nt
Organism: Pestalotiopsis fici W106-1
Lineage: Eukaryota; Fungi; Ascomycota; Sordariomycetes; Amphisphaeriales; Sporocadaceae
Product: Replication factor C subunit 2
Exons: 2
Coding region: 1-1161 (386 amino acids)
Biological process (GO): DNA-templated DNA replication; DNA repair
Cellular component (GO): DNA replication factor C complex; nucleus
Molecular function (GO): DNA binding; ATP hydrolysis activity; ATP binding
Source: RefSeq, a predicted model, not a curated record
AUGGCGAGCUUUUUCGACCUCAAAGCCCGCAAGGCCGCUGCCGCUGCCAAUGGCGGCUCCGUGCCCAAACCCGAAGACAACAAGAAAACCGCACGCAAGCAACCUUGGGUAGAAAAGUACAGACCAAAGACCCUGUCCGAUGUUACUGCCCAGGAUCACACCGUAAACGUACUACAACGCACCCUUCAAGCCUCCAACCUGCCGCACAUGCUCUUCUACGGACCUCCCGGUACGGGCAAGACCUCGACGAUUCUGGCAUUGGCCAAGGAGCUCUACGGGCCUGAAAUGAUGAAGUCUCGUGUCCUAGAACUCAAUGCCUCCGACGAGCGUGGUAUCUCCAUUGUCCGCGAAAAGGUCAAGGACUUUGCCCGUAUGCAGCUCGUUAACCCCCCGCCUGGCUACAAGGACCGGUACCCUGUGCCGCCCUUCAAGAUCAUCAUUCUCGACGAGGCCGACAGUAUGACACAGGACGCCCAAUCGGCACUCAGACGGACAAUGGAGACAUACAGCAAAAUUACGCGAUUCUGCCUCAUUUGUAAUUACGUCACGAGGAUCAUUGAUCCUCUGGCUAGCAGAUGCAGCAAGUUUCGCUUCAAGAGCUUGGAUCAGGGAAACGCCAAGAAGAGGCUGGAAGAGAUUGCAGAAAAGGAAGGCGUCGCACUAGAAGACGGUGCCGUGGACGCGCUGAUCAAGUGCUCCGAGGGCGAUCUGCGCAAGGCCAUCACAUUCUUGCAGAGUGCGGCAAGGUUAGUGGGUGCCAUUGAGAAGGACGACGAGGGAGACCGCGGAGACAAGAUGGAUGUGGACGAGGAAAAGAAGCCCGUGUCAGUCCGGGUGAUUGAAGAGAUUGCCGGCGUCAUUCCUGCAAAUACGAUUGAAAAGCUGCAAAAAGCAAUGCAACCUCGCGCAGCGUCCGCUACCUACCCGGCUGUCGCAAAAGAAGUCGAGGAGAUGGUUGCUGAUGGAUGGAGCGCAAGUCAGGUCGUUUCUCAGCUAUAUCAAGCUGUUAUUCAAGAUGAAACAAUCCCUGACAUUCAGAAAAACAAGAUCACCUUGAUAUUCUCAGAGAUUGACAAGAGGUUGGUGGAUGGUGCUGAUGAGCAUCUAACAAUGUUGGACCUGUCGCUCAGGAUAUCGAACAUCUUGGCAGGCAAAGGCUAG